Messenger RNA from Ixodes scapularis (black-legged tick), 4475 nucleotides. RefSeq lists its product as uncharacterized. The transcript has a single exon. Bases 319 to 4326 code for a protein of 1335 amino acids. Gene Ontology annotation, molecular function: zinc ion binding; nucleic acid binding. Gene Ontology annotation, biological process: DNA integration. The record is from RefSeq and is a predicted model, not a curated record. Lineage: Eukaryota; Metazoa; Arthropoda; Arachnida; Ixodida; Ixodidae.
CGGCUGUGCGCACCCCGGUCACGGAUGUCACGUGACAAGCGUCUAUAAGUAUAGCACGGUCAAUAAAGAAGCCCUCUUUGCCCGUUGGAAUGUCGUCUGCUCAAGUUAUCACAUUGGCGACGAGGAUGACAACGCACCCGCGCUGCCCAGCGGAAGCGUCGCAGACGGCAGCAGACGAGCACCAUACGAGCGGGGCCAACUGAACGGACAGCGACAGCCAAAGCAGCGCAGUCAUCGCAUCUCAAGCGGGCGACGGACGGAGCGGACACGACGGACGGAAGCCAGCAACCGAUAAGUACACCGUCGGUUUGCCGAAAUAUGGCACCUCUUGGAAAGCUUGACGAAUACGACGAAAAACAACAGAAUUUUGACUCGUAUUUAGAGCGUUUCGAGCACUUCGUUAGCGCAAACGACAUCAAACCAGAAAAGAAGCUAGCGGUGUUCUUGACCGUAAUAGGACCUCGAGCUUACGAAGUUCUGAAAAGCUUGGUCGUACCGGCAGUACCGGGAGAUAAGUCGUUCGAAGAAGUGAAAGUUAUGCUGAAAAACCACUAUAGCCCGAAGAGCUCGGUCAUAGCGGAAAGGUGCAAAUUCAACAGACGUGUACAAGAGGAACAGGAGAGCGUUGAAGAUUUCAUUGUAGCGCUAAAGCAUUUGGCAAGGAAGUGUGACUUUGGCCAGUUUCUGCAAGAUGCUCUGAGGGACAGGCUUGUGGCGGGAAUACGGCGCGAAGAAACGCAACGUGCGCUAUUCGCCGAAGAAAGCUUAACCUUCGAAAGGGCUUGCAAGAUCGCAUUGGAUCAAGAGCAGGCGGCACGACAGACAGCGUUACUACACGCCGGAAGCAAAGACGCGUCGUUGAACGAGAUAAGAGCGAACCAGAAAGAUAACGUCAAUAAGCGUGACGUUCGAAAACACAAGCAAAGCAAGAAGUCUUGCGAAAGAUGUGGAAGGGCGCAUGCGGCAAGCAAAUGUUGGUACAAGAAUGCUACGUGUCACAAGUGUGGCAAGUUAGGCCAUUUGCAAAAAGUGUGCUCGAACGAGAAAAAGGGACCCAAGAACGCGAAUGCAGUGGACUGCUCGGAGGACGAUUCAGAACUGGACGUCUAUCACUGCCUUAACACGGUGCGUUCGGGUUAUGAAGUGAAAGUCAAUGUUGAAGGGGCGGACGUUUUCAUGCAAAUUGAUACAGGAGCGGCUGUAACAAUUGUUCCUGAAAGUGUUGCGAAAACCGUGUUCCCUCAUGUCAAGUGUGAGCCAUCUCGGGUAAACCUAAAAACGUACACGGGUGAACGAAUCCCGGUAAAAGGGCAAUGUGACGUUUCCGUCACAUACGAAAACCAGACUUUGAAACUGCCCGUUAUCGUCGUCGAUAACCAAGGCAAGAAAUUGCCGUUGCUCAUGGGGCGGAACUGGCUUGAGAGGCUCAGACUUGAUUGGAAAAGCGUCAUGUCACUGGAGCAUGUAACUGAUUCACACCGAAUAGAAGCGCUGCGUAACAAGUUCCCGACAGUAUUUUCUAAUCAGUCUAGUGUCACGAACAACUAUCAAGCGAAGAUAGUUCUAAAACAAGAUUGUACGCCGGUUUUUUGCAAGGCGAGACGGGUGCCUUACGCGUUACGCGAUAAGGUUGGAGAAGAGCUGGACAGGCUAGAGAAGAGCGGGGUUUUACGCCGCGUAAGUCACAGUGAGUGGGCGACUCCGGUAGUUGUAAUUCACAAGAAAGAUGGAUCACUCAGGUUGUGCGGGGAUUACAAAGUAACGAUCAACCCUGUACUAAAAACCGACCAUUACCCACUGCCGCGACCUGAAGAUCUGUACACUGCCAUCGCAGGUGGCAAAGUGUUUUGCGUGCUGGAUCUUUCUGCUGCGUAUCAGCAGGUACCGCUGGCUGCCGAGUCCAAACCACUUUUGACUAUAAACACGCACAUGGGGUUGUUUCAGUUCCAACGCCUACCGUUUGGUGUGGCCAGUGCGCCAGCCAUUUUUCAGUCCUUCAUGGACGAGGUGCUUAAAGGCAUACCUCAUGUGGGAUGCUACAUUGAUGACGUCAUCGUGUCUGGAAACGACACCCAGGACUGUCAAAAGACGCUGGAAUGCGUCUUGCGUCGACUUCGUGACUACAAUGUCACUUUGAAAACGGACAAGUGCCGUUUUUUCCAAAGCUCGGUGACCUACCUGGGUCACACGGUGAGUGCCGAUGGCAUUUACCCGACAGAAGCAAUGACAAAGGCUAUCACAGAAGCGCCCGAGCCCACCUGCGUAACGGAACUGAAGGCGUAUUUGGGGAUGCUAAACUUUUACGCUAAGUUUCUCAAGAAUGUUUCGUGCGUAGCUGAACCGCUUUAUCGGUUGUUGAAAAAAGGUGAAAAGUGGUCGUGGACUCGGAAGUGCAGCGAGGCCUUUGCUGCUACGAAGCAGUUGCUCGUAAACAGCCAGGUUCUUACAUUCUACGACGUAGACAAGCCAAUUGCAUUGCUGUGUGAUGCUUCAUCGUACGGGAUUGGUGCUGUCAUUUUUCAUGUAACACCAGAAGGGGAAGAGCGCCCAGUGGCGUUCGCGUCGCGAACGCUCACGUCAGCGGAAAAGAACUAUGCGCAGUGCGAGCGAGAAGCGCUAGCUCUGAUGUUUGGUCUGAAAAAGUUCCAUCGCUACCUGUAUGGUAGGGAGUUCACUCUCUAUACAGACCAUCAGCCACUGCUUGGGAUACUGGGGCACGAUAAGCCUGUACCUACGCUAGCGGCAGCUCGAAUGCAAAGAUGGGCAAUGAUUCUUGCAGCCUAUAGGUACAAACUCAAGUACCGUAAAGGAAAAGAUGUCGAGGUGGCUGAUGCUCUGUCUAGACUCCCACGACCGAUGACAACAGCUGACGACCCUGCUGAGUGUCUUUUGUUGUUUGACAGUACUCCCUUGACCGCGGAAGACAUAGCUAGAGCUACAAAACGUGACUUGACCUUGUCUCGCGUAGCUAACUACGUUCUGAAUGGUUGGCCUGCCCAAAGUAGCGAAGAGCUAAAACCGUACCAUGUACGACGUGACGAGUUGUCAUUUGAGCAAGGCUGCGUCACCUGGGGCUCAAGGGUGAUUGUACCUGAAAAGCUGCAGUCACAGGUUUUGGCACUGUUGCAUGAGGACCAUCCAGGUGCUAGCCGCAUGAAAAUGCUUGCCAGAAGUUUUGUAUGGUGGCCAGGGCUAGACCUAGAAAUCGAGAGCUACGUACGACAGUGUCGCGUAUGUCAGUCUGUUCAGAACGCUGCUCCACCUGUACCGUUACAGCCAUGGAGCUAUCCAACUAAGCCGUGGCAACGAGUACACGUGGAUUUUGCUGCUAAAGAAGGCCAUGUCUUCCUAGUACUGGUGGAUUCUUUCUCGAAAUGGAUCGAAGUGUGGUCCAUGUCUUCCACCACUACUGGUAAAACACUCGACAAAUUGCGAAGUGUAUUUGCGGCUUAUGGGCUACCAGAGGUACUGGUGAGUGAUAACGGACCUCAGUUUGUUUCAGAUGAGUUCUCUGAGUUUAUGAGGGUGAAUGGCAUCAAGCACGUUAAGACGCCACCCUAUCAUGCUGCCUCCAACGGCGCAGCAGAGCGUCUCGUGCAGACCACAAAAAAAACUCUGCUGAAGCAAUUGUUAGACGAGAAACAGAGUGGCAAGAAACACUCUUUGCUCGAGCGUUUGGAUAGCUUUUUACUGAGCUAUCGAAACACCCCAAACAGUACCACUGGUCGCACUCCGGCCGAGCUGUUUUUGAAGCGACAGCCACGAGUGAAACUUUCUUUGCUUAAACCCGAUUUUGUAAAAGCCAUGCAAAACAAACAGCAGCACCUGAAGGAACAGAGUGAUGCGUCGCGAGGUGCUAACCGGUCUUUUGUUGUGGGUGAUACUGUGUUGGUCAAAACGGUGCGAGGCGAGCUAGUGUCAUGGGAAGAAGGUGUGGUGACUCAAGUCGUCAGUCCUGUGACAUAUUUAGUGAAAGUGGCGCAGGUUGUGCGGUUCACACACGCCGACCACAUCCGAGACCGCCUUGCAAGCCCGACGUCCCUUGCUGCACCGCCUACGCCGGAGGAGCCUACGCUCCCAGAUGUUCCGGUGCCUCGAGAAACCCAGCCGAUGGUGCCACAAGUUGCUUCUGCUGCUAUGCCAGCGGACUCUCAAGCCGGCAGUCAACAAGCUACACGGACGCGUGAGCAGCCGCUUCCACCACCGAGUUCCACAAGUGCGCCAGUGACGACACCGGAGCCUUGUACUGAGGCACCGACUUCCAGAAGAAGUACGCGAGUGCGGCGUCCACCGGACAGGUACAAACCGGAGGACUUCCGAAGCUGAUGUGAGGGGGAAGGAAUGUAGCAGCGUGACGCUGCAAGUCACGGCGCACCACGGCGCAUCGGCUGUGCGCACCCCGGUCACGGAUGUCACGUGACAAGCGUCUAUAAGUAUAGCACGGUCAAUAAAGAAGCCCUCUUUGCCCGUUGGAA